AUGGACCUGAAACCAGCAUCGAGGUCCAGCCAGAUGAAAAAGAGGAGCUUUAACCUUUGCCUCUGGUUUUGCCGCUUUGGUACUUUGCUUUGGUUCUCUGCGGAAACGUCGAAGGCGAAGCAGGCACAAAUACCAGUAGGCGUAGUUGUUGAUCUCAACUCCUCAGUUGGAAGCAUGGCCAUGCGCUGCAUCCAAAUGGCUCAUGACGACUUCUAUAAACACUAUUCUCAUUACCAAACAAGACUUGAUCUUCGAAUCAGAGAUUCUGAGAAUGAUGUCGUCACAGCAGCAUCUGCAGCUUCCGACCUGAUGAAGAAUGAAAACGUGCAUGCAAUUAUCGGACCUUUAUUUUCAGAACAGGCGAGUUUCGUAACACGACUUGGGCACAAAUCUCAUGUGCCCAUCGUCUCGUUUUCAGCCACAAGUCCAUCUCUUCCUCCGCUCCGGAGCAAAUUCUUCAUAAGGACAGCACAAGAUGAUCGCUCACAGGUGCAGGCUAUAGCUGCCAUUGUUCAAGCUUACGGAUGGCACGAAAUCAUCCCAAUCUGCGAAGACACCGAGUAUGGCAAGGGUCUGAUCCCAUAUCUCACAAAGGCCUUGGAGAAAGUUAACACACGGGUGCCUUACAGAAUUGCCAUCGAUCCGAAUUCUGAGGAAUAUGAUAUUCUAGAGCAGCUGAAGGAGCUCAAUCAGAGUCGAAAAAGAAUAAUUCUGGUUCACAUGACUAGUCUUGUUGGGCCCAAAUUCUUCUCAGCAGUGAACAAGGCUGGAAUGAUGACGGAAGGGUAUGGGUGGAUAGUCACCGACGGGUUGUCCAAUGUGUUAGCCCCUCUGGGUCCGAAAGUGAUGGAUUCUAUGCAAGGUAUCGUGGGGGUAAGGCCAAGACUGGAAAAGUCAAGAAGGCUUACAAGUUUCAGAAAAAGAUGGAAAGCUUCGUCAAUUAAAUCAGGCAGUGUGUCUUCUUCCUUAACCUUGUUUGGACUUUGGGCUUAUGACACAGUUUGGGCCAUAGCCAUGGCAGUAGAGUCUACAUUUGCAAAUUAUAAGGGUAAUGACACACUUAUAGAUAGAAUCCUAAGUACUAAAUUUGAAGGCCUCUCUGGGAAUUUCAAUUUGAGUGAAGGACAACUCGAACCCUUGGAGCUUGAAGUAUUCAAUGUGGUAGGACGCAAAGAGAGGAUCAUUGGACGUUGGAGCCCCCAGAGAGGACUAUUCCUCGACAAUCAUUGGAGUUCAAGAGGGAAACUGAUGCCACCAAUAUGGCCGGGGUACACAACAAAUCAACCAACCAAGUUGAGAAUUGGGGUCCCAGUAAGAAAGGGUUUUGUUGAAUUUUUGAAGGUGGAAAGGCGGUCGUCAAAUAGCACUCCGGAUGUCUCUGGCUUUAGUAUUGAUGUGUUUCUGGAAGUGAUAAAAGCUUUACCUUUUCCUCUUCCAUAUGAGUUUGUCCCGUUGCGGAUUGGAAGCACUGGGUCCUCUGGAGGGCUUUUUAAGGAGCAUGAUGCUGUGGUUGGAGACAUAACUAUCGUAGCUAACCGUGCGGAACAUGUUGACUUUACAUUGCCGUUUUCAGAAUCUGGGGUGUCAAUGGUUGUUUCAAUGAAAUACGAUGAGAGACAAAACAUGUGGAUCUUCUUAAAGCCUUUGAGUCCAAGUCUUUGGCUGACCACAGGUGCAGCAUUCGUCCUCACAGGUAUCACUAUAUGGCUUCACGAGCGGCAAACAAACCCAGAAUUUCAAGGAUCACCACAGCAACAACUUGGGAUGGUGUUCUGGUUUUCUUUCUCCACCUUAGUCUUUGCUCACAGUAAAUCUCCUCUCUUUAAACUCAUACAUUACAUAUUUCAUGAUCUCUAG
Neltuma alba is the source of this 1857-nucleotide messenger RNA. Its product is annotated as glutamate receptor 2.7-like. Gene Ontology annotation, molecular function: ligand-gated monoatomic ion channel activity. The coding region runs from base 1 to 1857 and encodes 618 amino acids. The record is from RefSeq and is a predicted model, not a curated record. Gene Ontology annotation, cellular component: membrane. NCBI's taxonomy places the organism in Eukaryota, Viridiplantae, Streptophyta, Magnoliopsida, Fabales, Fabaceae. The transcript has 3 exons.